CGAGGCAGGCAUGGGGGGGCGGGCGGCAGGGCAAUAAUUGUCAGGCGGGGCCGCCCACGCCAGGACGCGCUCUGCCAGGCGUGUCCGAGGAGGCACUGAAGCAUACUCGAGUCGUGGCUCUCCCGCCGGCCGUGCCAGCCCCAGUGAAGUGCCUCUGACCGCCGUGCGUCACGCCGAGCGCCGCGCCGCGCCGCAGUGCCCAGUGUCUCAGUGAGGCGGUGACAGAAAGCCAUUUUGUCGCAGCGUGAGUAGCGGCCAACCCGCGGGACCUACAGUGACGCUGCGACCCUCCCGCCAUGGGCCCCAUCAAGAGUGAGAAGUCCCUAGAGGUGCUGCCCUCGCUGCCAUACCCAGACCCUGCCCUCGCUGCUAUGGACCCGCAGAUCCAGCAGUACGGGGAGGUGAACCAGCUGGGCGGAGUCUUCGUGAACGGCCGCCCGCUGCCCAACCACAUUCGGAUGCGCAUCAUUGAACUGGCACAGCUUGGCAUCAGGCCGUGCGACAUCUCCCGCCAGCUGAGGGUCUCCCAUGGCUGCGUGUCCAAGAUACUGGCCAGGUACAACGAGACGGGGUCCAUCUUGCCGGGCGCCAUCGGGGGCUCCAAGCCGCGAGUCACCACGCCCAAGGUGGUCAGCUACAUCAAGGACCUCAAGCACAAGGACCCAGGCAUCUUCGCCUGGGAAAUACGCGAGCGGCUGCUGAAGGACGGAGUGUGUGACAAGUACAACGUGCCGAGCGUGUCCUCCAUUUCCAGGAUCCUGAGGAACAAGAUCGGGUCACUGCACCACCUAGGCGCGCAGAGCCACUACGAGGUGAAGCAUCCCGCCUCCUCGCUGUACAACACACUCUACCCCGCCGCUGCCGCUGCCUACACCGCCGCCGCCGCCGCAUACCAGUCCAUGACACCGCAGGCCGCCAUCCAGCAGGUGUCACAGACCACGCAGGCCGCUCUGCCCCCCGGUGGCAUGUCAUCAGCCAUGAGCGGCAAGACGCCCACCACGCCCUCGCCACCUGUCUCGGGCGGCACCUGCGGCAUGCGGGCGCCGUGGCCCUCUUCGCACACCGUGUCUGACCUGCUGGGCCACGUCAACAUGGCGGGCCUGCCGCGCCACCACCACAUGCAGGACGCCAACUACAACAAUUACUACAUGUACCUGCAGUCGUGCGGGCCGCAGAGCAACUCGCUGUCCCACAACCCGCUGGGGCCCAACCCGCUGUCCUCGCCACUAGCCAACGGCUUCUCCAACCCGCUCGCCAACCCGCUCUCCAACGGCCUGCCAGCGGCUCUGCCUGGCGGCCUGCAGAACGGCUUCGGCAACCACCUCAGCUCCAUGGUGGGCAGCUCAGGCCUCACGCCGCAGCCCGCCACUCUCUAACACGCCCACACCCGCCCCGCCCUACCCAACCCCACCCCGCCCAUCAUCACACAUCACACCGCGUACCAUUACUUCGUGAAUUCCUUCCUCGCUACGUGAGGAGCAGUGGGUGGGUGGCCACGCAACACACCACCACCACCACCACCACCGAUACCCUGCAGGAAGAAAGCAGCCCACAGCGUGUCUCACUCGCCGCCUCCUCUCGCCUCUCAUCUACACCUCAUCGUCUGAGAUACUGCCGCCAAGGUGGUGAGGCUGGUGAUGACCGCGAGUGAUGGUGAUGACAUUACUAUGUAGUGAUGACGGUGCUUGUCGUGAUUGGGAGGGUAUCGGUACUGUGAUGGUGGUGAUGGUGAUGGUACAGUAAUUUAUAGCCACUUGACGGUAAUUGGUGAUGUUUUCAUUCUUUAUAAUACUAUUACUACUACGAAAGACACUCCUUGUGAAGAUAAGCGAUGGUGUAACUCGUGUCGUUAAGAGACAACAGUACUGCGUGAAUGACCGAGAGAAUGGCGACGGAGGAAGUGAGGAGCUAUUAUAGUUUGUGUGUUUCCAGUGUUCUCUCUCUCUCUCUUAUCUCUCUCUCUCUCUCUCUCUCUCUCUCUCUCUCUCUCUCUCUCUCUCUCUCUCUCUGUGUGUGUGUGUGUGUGUGUGUGUGUGUGUGUGUGUGUACACCAUUAUCUCUAUCAUCAAUUUCUAAACUGUUCAAUUCCUGUGUGUGUGUGUGUGUGUGUGUGUGUGUCUGUUAUCACGUGCUGGACUCGUGUCAGAGAGAGAGAGAGAGAGAGAGAGAGAGAGAGAGAGAGAGAAAAUGAAUCUAACUAUGCACCAAUCACCACCACUACUUCCCUCGUCACAAUUACCACCACUAUACUUCCUCCUCCUCCUCCUCCUCCUCCUCCUCCUCGGUGCGGUAGUGACGGUGGUGGUUACAGUGACUCAAGGUGGCUCCCCGAAAUACCCUAGACUCAAAUUCAGGACAUUUUUUGUACGUAAUGACCUGAAAUGACCUCUUUUAUCCAAGUCCCAUUCGUGUGCCUUUGAAAUACACAGGGUCUGUAUUAAGUGUGUGUGUGUGUGUGUGUGUGUGUGUGUGUGUGUGUGUGUGUGUGUGUGUGUGUGUAUGAAAGACGGGCGGCCCAGCGACUUAUAUAUAUAUAGUAUAAGAGAAAGGUAUGUAUGUGUGUGUGUGUGUGUGUGUGUGUGUGUGUGUGUGUGUGUGUGUGUGUGUGUGUGUAUACAGGUGUAAGGUGUAUAUACGGGAAGCAGCUCUGGGUGUAGGUAUAAGGAAGGUGUAUUCUUGUAUUUUUUGGUUCUUAAGUAGUGUAUUAUUGUAUGUUUUUUUUUUUUGUUAUCGUUAUCAUUUUCAUUUUAUACCUGGCAGGAAUCUGGGACAAUUUUGAUCUUCUAGGACAAAUGCUACCUGUAAUAACUCAUUAAUCUACCUGUAUGUGUUUGAUUUUACCUGUAAUCUACCUACUCUACCUGUAUGCCGCGUUAUCAGGAAUCCACGCACCUCUUGUUCAGUCGCGAAAUGUUGUGUCCUUGUUCACUUCCUGUGUGUGUGUGUCAUGUUUGUAUGUAUAUAAAUUUUCUCUCUCCAUUUUUUCCAUCUUUAAUUUAAUCUUUUAUUCAGGUAUAUGUUAAUUAAAGUUGUUGUUUUGUCGGAAAUGUUCGUCGGUGGUUGGAUGGUUAUGUCAUUCUCUCUCUCUCUCUCUCUCUCUCUCUCUCUCUCUCUCUCUCUCUCUCUCUGUAAGCUUCUUAAGGGUCUUUGUAACACUAGACAAGUAAUGUAAGACGAUGUAUCAUAAUAAAUUUGGUAACACA
This is a messenger RNA of Portunus trituberculatus (swimming crab), 3203 nucleotides long. RefSeq names its product paired box protein Pax-1-like. Gene Ontology annotation, biological process: anatomical structure development; regulation of transcription by RNA polymerase II. Gene Ontology annotation, molecular function: DNA-binding transcription factor activity, RNA polymerase II-specific; RNA polymerase II cis-regulatory region sequence-specific DNA binding. The record is from RefSeq and is a predicted model, not a curated record. Lineage: Eukaryota; Metazoa; Arthropoda; Malacostraca; Decapoda; Portunidae. The transcript is spliced from 4 exons. The coding region runs from base 297 to 1376 and encodes 359 amino acids.